This is a messenger RNA of Penicillium macrosclerotiorum, 1089 nucleotides long. Its product is annotated as WD40 repeat domain-containing protein. Gene Ontology annotation, molecular function: protein binding. The coding region runs from base 1 to 1089 and encodes 362 amino acids. The record is from RefSeq and is a predicted model, not a curated record. Lineage: Eukaryota; Fungi; Ascomycota; Eurotiomycetes; Eurotiales; Aspergillaceae. The transcript is spliced from 6 exons.
AUGCACACACUCAAAGCGACCGCGGCCUCGUCGCUGUCCCUGCCGGCGGAUAAUUACAUCUACACACUUGCUGCUUCGGCGCCAGGCAGCUUUGCUGCAAUUUCCUCGGAUGAUUCGCUGCGUGUGUUUGACGCAUCGAGUCUGGACCGCGUCUCUGUGGUCGCCCAUAAGACCCACGAUGCCGGCGUCACGGCGCUCCGCACCUACGCGGCGGGAGAGUCCCAGCUUCUGGUCACUGGAGGCCGGGAAGGAAAAAUAAAGCUGUGGGACGCACGGGCGGCAAAAGCCGUAGUAGAGAUGGAGACGUCAAGAAACGCCCCAGUACUCUCGGUGGCCUGUUGCCCUGAGACCCAGACUAUCGUUGCGGGCACCGAGCUCGUCUCCUCGCAAGCCGUGGUUGCAUUCUGGGAUAUCAGAUCGCCACAGGCACCACGCCUCCAAUACGUGGAGAGCCACAACGAUGAUAUCACUGAGCUCCAAUAUCACCCGAGCCGCAGCAAUAUCUUACUAUCCGGCAGCACGGACGGACUGGUCAACGUCUACGACACCACUGUGGUAGACGAGGACGAGGCCCUUGUGCAGGUUAUCAACCACGGCUCGGUCCACCACGCCGGAUUCCUCUCCGAGCGAACGAUCUACGCUCUCAGCCACGACGAGCAUUUCUCCGUGCAUCCGGCCACUGACCCAGACGACCCCGCCCAAGAUCCCGAGCCCGUGCAUUUUGACGACGUCCGCGACCCGCUGGGCUGCGAGUACGUCGUUCAGAUGUGCGUUGGCAGUCAGGGGCCCUACAUCGCAGCCGGGAAUAAGAUUGACCAACGUCUCGAUCUGGUCCCGCUUGUUGCCAGCCCGACGUGGCAAUUUGACAAGGAGAAUCUUUGGCGUCUGCCCGGAGCUCAUGGUGAGGAGGUGGUACGAGCAGUGUACUUGGAUGAGCAGAGCCAUUCGGUCUUUACCUGCGGCGAGGAUGGAUUUGUGCGGGCGUGGAAGCCUGCAGAAGAGGACUGGGAAUCUCAGACUCAGACUGGAUCUGCGAAGGCCUCUCGGCCGAAGGAGAAGAAGCAGAAAGACCGUUUCAAGCCGUACUAG